CCCCCGAACGGACACCGCCGGAGCGGAGCAGAUUUUGGGGUCCCCCCCCAGUUUUUGGGGGGCACCAUGAGUUGCACCAUGGAUCUGGAUCAGCCCCACACGCUGGAUGAGCUGCUGCACGGCUGCAUCCGCGCCUUCGACUCACAGGGCAAAGUGCGGGACCCCCACCUCGUGCGCCUCCUCCUGGUGACCCACGCGUGGUAUCUGCCCCCCGCCCAGCUCGCCGCCCGCCUGCUGCGCACUGUGCAGGACUCGGGGGGCUCCGCCGAAGGCCCCUCUUUGCGCCUCAAAAUCAGCCACUUCGUCCAGUAUUGGCUCCGGGCUUUCCCCCGCGAGGUGGCCACGGACCCCGAGUUGGUGGCCACACUGCGGGGGCUGCGGGAGGCGCUGGGGCCCGGGACCCCCCCGAUCCACCUGGAGAGCCUGCCGACGGCGGGGGACGACGAGGACGAGGAGGAGGAGGAGGAGGAGGAGGCGGAGGGGGUGUCGGGGCCCUCGGGGGGCUCUGGGCCCCCCCUCCCCGGCGCCCCCCCCCGGCGGAAGGCGGCGCUGCUGCUGGAGCACCUCCCCCCCCCCGAGCUCGCCGCGCUCCUCACGCGCCUCGAGCUGCGCGCGCUCUCCCGCGUCCGCCUCCAGGAUCUCGUGGCCUUCGCUCGGGCUGCGGCUCCGGUGUCGCCCCCUCUCCGCCGCGUUGUGGCUCAGGCGAACAGCAUCGCCCGUUGGGUCCAACUGCUCGUGCUGAGCCCUCCGAGCGCCGCGCUCCGAGCCCGCGCGCUGCAGCGCUGCCUCAGCCUCGGGCAGUGUCUGCUGGAGCUGCGCAAUUUCCAGUCCCUCCAGGCCGUUGUGGGGGGUUUGGGCCACGGCGCCAUCGCUCGACUGCGCCAGACUCUGGUCCUGCUGCCCCCCGACUGCGCCAAGCUUUGGGGUCUCCUGGCGGAGUCGCUGAGCUCCACGGGGAACUUCGUUCGGUACCGUUCGCUGCUGCGGCGGUCGCGCUUCGCCGUUCCCGCGCUCGGAGUGCACCUCCGCGAUCUGACGGCGCUGGAGGAGGCGCUGCCGGACUGGGCCGCGCCCGCCGCCCCCCACCCGCGCAAAAUGGGGCGGCGUUUGGCCAUCGCGGCCACCGUCCUGGCGGCGAGGGAGGGGGGACCGCCCGUGCGCUGCGACCCCGCGCUGCUGCGGCUGCUCACGGUGACCCUGGAGCUCGGUCAGACCGAGGAGCAGCUUUACCAAUUGUCACUGCAGAGAGAGCCGAGGGAGAGAGCGUCGGGGCCCCCCCCCGAGCUGCCCCCCCCGUGUCCCAUGGACCAAUGGGCGCCCCCCGAGCCCCCCCGGCCCGACCCCGCCCUGCUGCGAGCGCACCUGGAGCGACUGGUGGAGUCCAUUUUCCGCCGCUUCGACGUGGACGGCGAUGGACGAAUCUCUCGCGCGGAGUUCGCCGUUGUGCGGCAAAACUUCCCCCACCUGAGGCUCUUCGGCGACCUCGACACCGACCGGGAUGGGGGGCUGAGCCCCCCCGAGGUUCUGGCCGAGUUCCUGCGCUGCAGCCGCGUCCCCCCCGCGCCCCCCUCUGCCCCACAGCACCGCCUGAAGCCUCGGGGGGGGCUGCGCCCCACAACCUGCGACGCCUGCAAAGGCCCGAUUUGGGGGCUCCGCGAGAAAGGGCUGAAAUGCAGCGGUGAGUGAAGAACUGGGGGUACUGGGAG
Messenger RNA from Cuculus canorus (common cuckoo), 1706 nucleotides. RefSeq names its product RAS guanyl-releasing protein 2-like. Gene Ontology annotation, biological process: Ras protein signal transduction; positive regulation of GTPase activity. The record is from RefSeq and is a predicted model, not a curated record. Bases 67 to 1686 code for a protein of 539 amino acids. The transcript is spliced from 14 exons. Gene Ontology annotation, cellular component: plasma membrane. Gene Ontology annotation, molecular function: guanyl-nucleotide exchange factor activity; calcium ion binding. NCBI's taxonomy places the organism in Eukaryota, Metazoa, Chordata, Aves, Cuculiformes, Cuculidae.